Messenger RNA from Penicillium alfredii, 1032 nucleotides. RefSeq names its product Drug/metabolite transporter. The record is from RefSeq and is a predicted model, not a curated record. Gene Ontology annotation, molecular function: antiporter activity. NCBI's taxonomy places the organism in Eukaryota, Fungi, Ascomycota, Eurotiomycetes, Eurotiales, Aspergillaceae. The transcript has 4 exons. Bases 1 to 1032 code for a protein of 343 amino acids. Gene Ontology annotation, cellular component: Golgi apparatus.
AUGGGGCUCUCACGCGACCGGUCCGACAAAGAUCUUGAGGCCAACCCCAGGCAUGAAACGAAUCAUGUUGAGCGGGAGUACGAGACGUCGGUCACCGUGAAGUGUAGAUGGCUGGGUCUCUACGCCUUAUCUGGCCUACUCUCCAUCUUCUAUCACCGGCGAAUUGUGGAAUCGUUGCACGGCCCGUGGACUUUCACCGGCAUCCAUGCACUGGUUAUCUUUUGUGUAACGACUCUUCUCCAGGAAGGAGGCUAUCUGCGGCUCUCGAGACUUUCGCUAUGGGGUCACGUCGCUGUCGGCAUGUACUCGAUGCUGUUCAGCGCGAGUAGUGCCAUGUCCUUUCUCUCGGUGCGGGUGUUGCCUUUUACCACCCGGGCGUUCUAUCAGACCAUCUGCAGCACUGCGCCGUUGGUCAUGGUUCUCGCCUAUCGGGUGCGGUACUCACGCAAGUACUCCAUAGCCACGUGGCUGUCGCUGCUAGCCCUCAUCAUGGGCACUAUCCUGGUGAUCAACAAAGAGUACCAAACCUCGGGACUCGGGAUUUUCAUCUCUCUUUUCAACAUGGGUCUCGGAGUAGUGACAAUGAUCGCAACCAAUCGACUCUUGACUGGGCCCCUGGCACUGGCUCCCCUGGAGCUGAUCCACCGCGUGUCACCUUACGCUGCCGUGCAGUCUGUUCUGCUGGCAGUAGUGAACAAGGAGCCCCGGGUCCUGAUCGAUGUACUAUGGCCCCGCGCAGUUGAUCAAUCGCCACAUGCUGUCAUGGCCACGUGCGGGCUUCUCCUUGGCAGUGGGCUGAUCGCCUUGUUGUUUCAUCUAUCCUCCUUCCAUGCCAAUCGGGCCACAGGGGCCCUGACCCUUGCUGUCUGCGGGAACAUCCGACAGACACUCGGCUUAGUUGCCGCGAAUUUUGUCUUUCGAGGGUUUCCCUUGGGGGUGUCGAAUGCAACUGGGACUCUGCUCGUUGCCAUGGGGGUUGCCCUAUACACCAAGACAGAGUUGCUGUCCAGGAAAGCAUCCCCGUCUACUUGA